Messenger RNA from Coffea eugenioides, 2661 nucleotides. RefSeq lists its product as uncharacterized. The record is from RefSeq and is a predicted model, not a curated record. The transcript has 4 exons. NCBI's taxonomy places the organism in Eukaryota, Viridiplantae, Streptophyta, Magnoliopsida, Gentianales, Rubiaceae. Gene Ontology annotation, molecular function: acetylglucosaminyltransferase activity. The coding region runs from base 134 to 1519 and encodes 461 amino acids.
UUUUUCCUGUAAUCCUAUCUUAUUUUCCUUAAUCACAAUUUACACAGCAUUGAACUAUUCCAUCGAUUCAGUAUUUUUAUGCUUUCGAUCCCCUGUUUUCAUCCAUUUGUGUGUGAAAUGUGUGAAAAUUGCAAUGCCCAGAAUUUCCAGAAUCAAAGACUUUCUUUUACUCCUCUUUGCUCUCCUCAUUUUCCACCUUCUUUUCCUCCUCCACCACCCCUUCACCCUCCUACCACCACUACAGCCACCUCCGACCACCUCACUUUCCUUCUCCUACCACCUUCUCUUCUCCAUCUCCUCCUCCUCCACCUCCCUCCCCCAGCGCACCCCCUACAUCCACCUCUGGUUCUCCCCCAACUCCACCCCAAACACUUACCUUUUUCUGGACAAGAACCCCCAGUUCACGCUAUCAUCAACCCUCCCCCUGCCUCCAGUCUUUCUCUCUUCUGACACUUCCCACUUCCCCUACUCCUUCCCUAGAGGCAACCCUUCUGCCAUUAGGAUUGCUUACACAGUGAAAGAUGUUUUCACCCUCCUCAGGCCCCCUCCCCAUGUCAGAUGGUUCGUCUUCUGUGAUGAUGAUACCGUGUUUUUUCCCCGUAAUUUGGCGCUUGUUUUGUCUAAAUAUGAUCAUAAUCAGUGGUUUUAUGUUGGGUUUGGCUCAGAAAGUUAUGUGCAGAAUCAGAAAUUUUCUUUUGAUAUGGCCUUUGGAGGUGGAGGAUUUGCAUUGAGUGCACCUUUAGCAAGGGUUUUAGCUGAGGUUUUGGAUUCUUGCUUGACUCGGUACCCUCAUUAUUAUGGGAGUGAUCAGAGGAUUUUUGCUUGCUUGGCUGAGUUGGGAGUUCCUUUAACUCGCGAACCUGGGUUUCAUCAGAUUGAUGUUCGAGGAGAUCUGUUUGGCAUGCUCGCGGCACAUCCAUUAUCGCCUCUUUUGUCACUGCAUCAUAUGGAUGCCGCGGACCCUAUCUUUCCCGGCAUGAACAGGAUUCAGGCUCUGCAGCAUCUUUUCAAAGCUGUGAAUGCUGAUUCUCCAAGGAUUUUGCAGCAAACUGUCUGCUAUGAUCCCUUCAAUUCAUUAACUGUCUCCAUAUCAUGGGGUUUUGCUGUUCAAGUUUUUGAAGGACGUCAGCUCCUUCCAGAUCUUAUCUCAUUGGAGAGAACCUUUAGGCCUUGGGGUAGGACUAGAAGUGUCUAUUCUAGCCAUUUUAUGUUUAACAUAAGAGAAACUCCUAGGGAUCAGUGCAAAAGGCCAGUCGUCUUUUUCAUGGAUAGUGUUGCUUCUAAAGAUAGCAGUGUUUGGACCAACUAUACUAAACAUAAUAUAGGAAGUUGUGUGAGGAUUAAUGCAGUACAGAAACUGGAAACCAUCAGGGUUUUCUCGAAGAUGAUGGACUGUGAUAUUGAGGAGAUGAAGGCACCUCGACGUCAGUGUUGUGACAUUUUAUCACCGAUCGAUGAGACAAUGACUAUUUAUAUUAGAGAAUGCAGAAAUGGUGAAGUCAUUUCCAUGCCAAGAUAGACUUAUCUUAUAACCCAAUUCUGACACGGUGGAAUUGACAAUUUACCUGGAAAGUUAGAAUUAUGUGGUCUUCUCUUCUCAAAAGAAUUCUGUUUCAUAUAUAAGUGCUUUGCCCAGCCCUGAAGGUAAAAGCCACUGUUAGUAGUGACCCUUAGUUGAAAUUGUUCGACAAUUAUGUACUUGCUACUACAUAACUUGAAUGCAACGAUAUCAUGGAUGAGGACAUCAGCAAGAUAAACAGUUUUUUGAGGGCACAAAAUCAGUAUGUGCUGUAUUUUCGAAGACCAUCGUUCAUGCUCGGCUAAAAGCUUUCUUAGAUCUACCUGCACAUCUCUAGCAAGUUCAGAUUUUCUCAACUAAAAGAUCGAGCAUAGGCUUCUUCCAUUUUUCAUUUUUCCGCCUUGCUUUGGGUCAUCUCUUUUCCAGGCAAGGACGUAAAGUUUUAAUCUAUGCUAUCGUGUUUUCUUUCUGAUGCAAAUGGUUUGAACUUUCUACUUCAAGCUGCUAAUGAUUUUUCCUUUAUGCAGGAUUCAAGAUAGGUAUUUUAGGCCUCUCUUGGAGUUUGAUAUAAUCAUUUUUGCGCAUGUGAACUGGGCACAUGUAACUGGAUACUGGCGUUCUGAAGCUCAAAUAAGAAAAUGAACUCGGUCUUUGCACUAGGCUAUUUGUUUCUGUUGCACCGACUCUUUCCCCUGACUGAUCUGAUCGACAAAAACAUUGUGCAGAGCUUCUCCUUGACGGCGAGUCUACGCUAGAAGGUCAGGAAAUCCUCUUGUUCAGGACUCCGCCUUAGAAGUUACCACUUGCAACAGAUACAUGCCCCCUGCAUUGGGGUGCAUGUGACACUAUACCUUUCCUUCUCUUGAAAGAUGAAUUUGGGCCAAGCAUGAAGAUUGUCGCUGUCACUGCUUUACAUUCAUGACCUUCUGGUUUUUAACUGAGGGAUAAAAGAACCAGUGGUUUGGCAUCCUAUUUAGUUUUCCAAGUUCUGAAUUGGCUUUUGCUUGGUUUAUUUUGACAUCUAAAAUUAGAUGUACCAUUGUUUGAUGUCGAAAGUGCUUAUCCUUUUGUUGACUUCGAAAGAGCUUAUCCUUUUGUUGCCUUCUAUUCAUGCUUCCUUCAUCGAUAAUGAUUGAUAACAA